Messenger RNA from Iphiclides podalirius (scarce swallowtail), 348 nucleotides. The record is from the annotation of a GenBank genome assembly. Lineage: Eukaryota; Metazoa; Arthropoda; Insecta; Lepidoptera; Papilionidae.
AUGAGUGAAUUAGUUUGGGGUAUUAAAAACGGUGAUAUAGAUCAAGUAAAAGAUAUAAUAGAAAAAAAUAAAAUUGAUGUCAACGCACUUAUUGACGGCCGGGUACCUCUCCACUAUGCUGCUGAUUAUGGACAAACAGCUGUAUUAAACUACUUACUAGAUAAGGGAGCUGAUCCUAAUAUGGUUGAUAAACAUGGUAUUUCAGUCAUACUAGCAGCUAUAUGGGAGGGCCAUACGGAUUGUGUUAAAACUUUAUUGAAACAUGGUGCAUCUAAGAGUGGUAAAACUCCAGACGGUACUCCAUAUAUAGAUGCAGCUGAGAAAGAGGAAAUCAAAGAGCUCUUAACA